AUGAAGUUUUCCGUUACUUUCAUCAGCAGCAUCAUCUUGGCCACCGCGGCUGUCGCUGCACCUCUCACCUCCCAGCGCAAGGCUCGCCAUGAGGCUCGACGUAUUACUCGUUCGAACGGUCGUGAAAGCCACCCACCUUACAAGCCCGGGACGAAUGAAAUUCUCCACUUAAACAAGACUUCAAAGGAAGAAUACAGCUCCAACUGGGCUGGCGCUGUUCUUAUCGGCACUGGCUACACUGCUGUAACUGCUGAAUUCACCGUCCCCACCCCCAAAGUCCCUACCGGUGGCUCUUCCAACAAGCAAUACUGCGCCUCUGCUUGGGUCGGGAUUGAUGGAGAUACGUGCGACACUGCAAUACUGCAGACAGGUGUCGACUUUUGCAUCCAAGGCAGCUCUGUGUCAUAUGAUGCGUGGUAUGAGUGGUAUCCCGAUUAUGCCUAUGAUUUCAGUGGUAUCAGCAUCGCAGCCGGCAAUGUCAUCCGAGUGACUGUGGAUGCUACCUCUCAAACAUCUGGCACCGCUACGGUGGAGAAUGUAUCCACCGGCAAAUCUGUAACCCAUACAUUCAACGGGGGCGUCGACGGUAACCUGUGUGAAUAUAAUGCAGAAUGGAUCGUGGAGGAUUUUCAGUCGAACAACUCACUGGUUCCCUUCGCCAAUUUCGGGACAGUCACUUUUUCCAACGCAGAGGCCACCGACAACGGCUCGACUGUGGGCCCGUCCGGCGCUACUCUGAUUGAUAUCAAGCAAAGCAAUGCAAUUCUGACUUCAAGCUCUGUCACCAGUAGUUCUGUGACAGUGAAAUAUGUUUAG
Molecule: messenger RNA, 816 nt
Organism: Penicillium argentinense
Lineage: Eukaryota; Fungi; Ascomycota; Eurotiomycetes; Eurotiales; Aspergillaceae
Product: A4/G1 family peptidase
Exons: 1
Coding region: 1-816 (271 amino acids)
Biological process (GO): proteolysis
Molecular function (GO): glutamic-type endopeptidase activity
Source: RefSeq, a predicted model, not a curated record